This is a messenger RNA of Angiostrongylus costaricensis, 125 nucleotides long. The record is from the annotation of a GenBank genome assembly. Lineage: Eukaryota; Metazoa; Nematoda; Chromadorea; Rhabditida; Metastrongylidae.
AUGGGCCGUCUUCCGAAACAGAGGUGUGCAAUAAAGAAGUCUGUAAAUAUCCACGGUCAACUUGCUGCAGUGGCUACACACCGUCAUCGUUUGCUGGGCGAUUUUACUGCAUGAAACCGACAUGA